Engraulis encrasicolus (European anchovy) is the source of this 2686-nucleotide messenger RNA. It is a transcript of the gene edn2, whose product is annotated as endothelin 2. The transcript is spliced from 5 exons. Gene Ontology annotation, cellular component: extracellular region. The record is from RefSeq and is a predicted model, not a curated record. Gene Ontology annotation, molecular function: hormone activity; endothelin B receptor binding. Lineage: Eukaryota; Metazoa; Chordata; Actinopteri; Clupeiformes; Engraulidae. The coding region runs from base 193 to 738 and encodes 181 amino acids. Gene Ontology annotation, biological process: intracellular calcium ion homeostasis; vein smooth muscle contraction; regulation of vasoconstriction.
GCUCUCUACCGCUCUACUGAGCCACACCGCAACCAGGGACUGUACACUCUACAAGUUUGACAAGACGUAAGACUCAGUCAGCCACUCAAGACUCUCCUAAGGACUUCUGCGGCUUCUAGCUCCCUACUACCCGAUAAACUCUUUGGGACAGUUACUUACAUCUUAUACUUACAGCAUCACUGAGAUUCAACCAUGGCCGCAUCUCUUCUCAGCAUUGUCGCCUGCUCCAUCCUGCUCUCUGUGCUCCUGCAGAACGGAGCCGGACUCCCUGUGUCUCAGGACUCAGAGUCGGAGGUCCAGUCGUCCGUGCCCGCGGCUCCCCACCACCGGGUCAGAACCAAGCGCUGCUCCUGCAGCAACUGGCUGGACAAGGAGUGCAUCUACUUCUGCCACCUGGACAUCAUCUGGGUCAACACUCCAAGUAAGACUACCCCCUAUGGCCUGGGAAGCCCUCUGUCGCGCCGUCGUCGCCGCUCCACCGGCCGUUGCGGGUGCCACAGCCCCAGUGACCACACCUGCAACAGCUUCUGUCACACCAGUUCGGAAAACCCUGCCCUUGUGAUCGUCAGCCCAGAGGACCGGCAUUCCGAGACAAUGGGUUACCCUGACAACGACCUCCUGACCCUCCUCAGGCAGGUGGUCAGUGCCAACCAGAGAGAGGCCGAGGAGCAGCAGUCCUCCUCCCCGCGGAGGAGAGGCUCUCGGCAGGGUCAGGGUGUCUGGCCCCAGGCCAGCUAGAGGGGGAAACCGCUGGAGACAACCAAGGGGUUGGAGCGAGCAUCCGAACAAAAGACGUCCUCGUCAGGACAGACGCGAGAGGAAAGGAGAGGAGACUUGAGGCGGCAGCAAGGGAGGUUUUCCUUUCUCUGUUGCUCUCUCUGUGACAGCGGAGCCUUCAAGUACAGGCCUGGGCGUCUGCGUCUGUGUUUAUGUUUACACACAGACAGAUCUUCUGCAGAAUAGGUGUGGAGGCUUAUAGGCCUUCUGACAGCAGAAGGCUUAGAGAAUCAACAAGAAGAAGAAAUAAAAGAAGAAUGAGAAGAAGAAAGAGAAGAAGGACUAAGCAAAAUUCACUCUGCUCAUGUAGCCUUGUCCAUCGACAUUUCGGAGGACCUGAGGAGAAACUGAAGGUUUCUCGAUACUCAAGUGUUCUGAUGCAUCGACUACACUGCAGCAGAGUCUGACUCUGACCUUGCUUCUCUGAUGGACAGUUCAGCACUGCAUUGUUAUGGCAGAAUGCUGUCUUCGUCGUCACCAAUGAGUUGACUGUUCUGACAACACCGAACUGGAAUACUCGUUAGGAAUAUCAUACCAUACCAUUAUACCUUUGAAGAUAGUUUACUGUAUUAGCUGUAUAUCCAAUGACAAUGUAUGUUCUUUUUUGCAGUCGCAAUUAUUUUUAUUUGAUUGUGCAAAUAUCCUCAUAAUCUAUCGGAAGAUGGUUCAAGCAUACCGUGUCAUAUAGACAUUUUAUCUCUUGUGAUUUAUUUUUCUCUGAAUCAGAGCAAACUUGGGUUUCAUUUCAUUUAGAGAUGAAAUUGACAGUGUCCAGUUGUCAUUGUUCGCUUCUCAGGACUUUACUACAAAACACGUAUCAAUCCUUACCCUAAACAGACCAAGUCCAUAUUCAAAACAUCUCUCCCCACAUGGCUUUGCACAGUUGUUGCUGGACUUCACUUCACAAAAAGGGCUGAUUCCACAACAACAAUAUUAUCUUUUUCACUCAGCUUUAGUUCUACUAUAAUCAGGUUUGCUCCUAUAUUCACCUUUGCUAAUCUGUGGUAGUAAAGAUGUGCCGUUAAGUCGUAGUAUAGAGGCAAAGGUUGAAAUAGGAAAACAUUGACCAUGCCACAAAGAGUGUAUUGUGAAAAAAAGCUGAUAAAAACACAGCGCUGCAGCGCAUGGGGAAGGAGUAUGGAGGGCAUAUUUUCUUGGCACCAUGUUUGCUUUGACUUAAAUAAUGAAGAAAGGCCUCCUAUUAUACUGUUAUCUCCUCAACUUAGCCCUCUUUCCAGGUUUUCCUUUGGCACCGACCCGGCAUCUUGGUGGUGGCGAGGUGGGAGCAUUGGUGGCCUAAGCUACUGAAUGUUUUGAUUGUUUGGAACGCCAAAGCAACUUUGAAUAGGCCCCUGGCGAUGCCAAGAAAACGCUGUAAUUGUUUUUUCCUAUUGAAACAAACGACGGGCCCCAGGUCCUGUAAAUUGCCCAUUAGGAAAGAGGAGGGAGGGGGAAAAAAGCCUGGAAUGUCACUGGAAUGUGUUUGUGUCUGCCGGUCACCUCAGUGUAUACGCACACGUCAAGGUGCGUGUUGAAAGAUGGGCUGGCAUCCCGCCGGCGUCUCAAAUUCAAGUUCAGGGUCGCUGUGUUGUGUAAAGUUUUCAGUUGUGUUUUGUUUUAUGACCUUAUAUUGUUUAUUUAUUUGUCGUCUUUUCAUCAAAUCAAGAUGUAUCAAAAAUGCUGGAUUGUUCUUCAGUUUUGAGUUUUCGUCAUUGGGAGGACAACAUUCUUUUUUGAGAAUCUCAAGGAUACUUGAAUGUACACUCUUCAAAAGCCAUGAACGAGUCUACUGAACAGAUGUAGGUUUUUUUUGUCCAGUCUGCUGUCUUAUUUAUUUAACUUAUUGGACUUCAUAUUAUAUGUUAUAUUUAUAUUUAAGAGAAACCAUUCUAUGUAUGUAUUUGAAAUG